AUUUGUUUUAGAAAGUUCCAUCAGAUUCUACGGAAGAUCGCCAUUUUUGAAGACGACGAAGAGGUUGCAUUUUCCACUUUCUUUGUUCGUAUUUUUCCACACAGCCGCCAAAACCUUCAGCUUUCCAGCUUGUAACUGUUAAAUAAAGAUGCGCCACUCAAAGCGAAUGCGCUCUCCGGGCAUCUGGCUCGAUGAAUACAGUUGGGAAGAGAGGAUGGAAUGUCGUAAGCGAAAGAGGCGAGAAUCGCACAGCAGCGAAAGAGAAAACAAAUCACGAAGAACCCAUCGUCACCUCAAGACCUUUGAGGGGCACUACCUGGAGACCCGCAAUCUGAACCAGAGGCUGGACUCUCGAGAAAGGGACCACAGUUGGGACAUGGCCUGUGAUGAGGACAGCCAUGAAAGCAACUGCAAGGAGCGAGAUCGCGACUGGCACCACUACAGCAAGUCCUCUGCCCGUAGUGGUCGCAGCAGGCGAAGCAGCCAUAGCCGCAGGCACCGAGAUAGAAGGCGCAGACGGAGCCACUCUCGUCACAGGUCCACUUCGAGGAGGAGCCAUCACCGCAGGAGCAGGAAAAGAUCCAGGAGUUUUGAGGAUGAUGACGAGGGUCACCUCAUCUAUCACAGUGGAGACAUGCUAAGAGCGAGAUAUGAGAUUGUGUGUACUCUAGGAGAGGGAGCCUUUGGGAGGGUUGCCGAAUGCAUUGAUCAUUCAAAUGAUGGGGCUCGAGUGGCUCUGAAGAUCAUUAAAAAUAUAGACCGCUACCGAGAGGCAGCUCUGUCUGAGGUAGAGGUCCUUAAACAGCUGCAUACCCUCGACUCUGAUAGACGAUAUGCUUGUGUUCACAUGCUGGACUGGUUUGACUUUAACGGUCACAUUUGUAUUGCUUUUGAGCUGCUUGGGCUCAGCACAUAUGAUUUCCUCAAGGAAAACAACUUCCAGCCUUUCCCCAUUGAACACAUCAGACACAUGGCUUACCAGAUUAUUCAAGCUGUGCGAUUUCUGCAUAAGAACAAGCUGACGCACACAGACUUGAAGCCUGAGAAUAUUCUCUUCAUAGAUUCAGACUAUGAUAUGGAGUACAAUCGUGAAAUGAAAAGAGAUGAACGGACGUUGAGGAAUCCAGAUGUGAAAAUUGUUGACUUUGGUAACGCCACAUAUGACCAUGAGCAUCAUACCUCUGUGGUGUCAACACGUCACUACCGCGCUCCUGAAGUAAUUUUAGAUCUGGGUUGGGAUCAUUCCUGCGACGUCUGGAGUGUAGGCUGCAUACUCAUUGAGUAUUAUCUGGGAAGCACUCUUUUCCAGACUCACGACAGCAAAGAGCAUCUUGCUAUGAUGGAGAGAGUCCUGGGCCCCAUCCCUACAAACCUCCUGGAAAAAACAAAGAAACGGCGAUAUGUUCACCGGUGCAAGUUGGACUGGGAUGUGCACAGCUCUGCUGGGAGAUAUGUUAGGAAACACUGCAAACCGCUCAAGCAAUACAUGAUGUCAAAGCGUGAAGACCACCAGCAGCUUUUUGACCUGAUAGAGAAGAUGAUGGAGUAUGACCCAGCUAAGCGCCUCAGUCUGGAGCAAGCCCUUCGACAUCCUUUCUUUGCAUGCUACUACAAGAGCAGGAGCAGCAGCAGCAGCAGAAGAAGCACUCGCAGUAGCAGUAAUAAUAGCAGCAGCAGCAAAAAAGACUGCUCCUGAACUUGUAAAAACCUCUGACGUAUACCCUCUGUUAGGGCCUGGCUGUCUCCAGGGCAGUCGCUACUUCCUGACUCUCCAGGAGAGGUGUAGAUAAGCUGACUGUAUCAGUCCACUGCCCCGCUUUGCUCUGUCCUGUCCCUAAAAAUGUGUUUAGUCUCACUUGUGAACCAGUUAUGUUGACAUUUUUGAUGUAAUGAAUCCACCCCAAAUGAUGUCUAUUUAUUUGCUGUUGUAAUUUAAAUUGUAUUUUCUGGACAUAUACUGGAAGAUCUUUUUUUUCUUUUUGUUCUCCCUCUGACUGGGAUCUCUUAAUCUUUCAGUCUUGCCAGAAAUGUAUUCAGCAUUGGUGUUAAAGAAAAUAAUUAGGGCAGAAAAUCUAUGUACAUAAUUUUCAGCUUGGUUUUUUUCCCACUGAAUGGUUAUGUAAAUUUUUUGUGAUAUACAUUUUCAAUAAACGGGUGACAAACUGU
Molecule: messenger RNA, 2166 nt
Organism: Archocentrus centrarchus (flier cichlid)
Lineage: Eukaryota; Metazoa; Chordata; Actinopteri; Cichliformes; Cichlidae
Gene: clk4b
Product: CDC-like kinase 4b
Exons: 13
Coding region: 149-1696 (515 amino acids)
Biological process (GO): regulation of RNA splicing; peptidyl-tyrosine phosphorylation
Cellular component (GO): nucleus
Molecular function (GO): protein serine/threonine kinase activity; protein tyrosine kinase activity; ATP binding
Source: RefSeq, a predicted model, not a curated record